CCCUAGUGUGGCAUAGACAUAACUUGAAGCACUAAUUUAUUUAAAACACUUCCAUAAUUGCAUAUCAGACGUAUAUCUGUUCCACCAAUACAUUUGAUACAAAGCAAACAUCGCCAAUAUGUCGCAAAAGGUUUAUGUCACCUAUAACCAGGUUCACAAGCUAUGCCAAUCUUCGGCUGAUAACAUCCUGAAUAACUUCCACCCCAAUCUUAUGAUUGCUAUCGGCGGCGGUGGAUAUGUCCCUGCCCGUAUUCUCCGGUCUUUCCUCAAACGUGCCGGCGAACCCAACAUCCCCAUUCAAGCCAUUGGUCUGUCACUCUACGAGGAUCUCGGCCGUGGUGAUCCCGAGGAGGUUCCUGGGACUAAGGUGACUCGGACACAAUGGUUGGACCUCAGUUCUCUGGAGAUGGCCAAUCUUAUUGGCAAGAACAUACUUAUUGUCGAUGAGGUCGACGACACCCGGACCACUUUGGAGUAUGCGGUUCGCGAACUUCAGAAAGACGUUGAGGAGGCACAGAAGCAGCUUGGACGAGAGGGCGAAAGGACGAAUUUCUUUGUUUUUGUGCUUCAUAACAAGAACAAAGCUAAGAAGGGAGUGCUGCCUGCGGAUAUGAUGGAUUCUGGCCGCUAUCAUGCCGCUGUCACAACUGAAGAUGUUUGGAUCUGUUAUCCGUGGGAAGCAAAGGAUAUUGACGAACAUGACGCCUUGGCUAAGGAGAACCCUCUCUUCUAAAACUUUUCCUUUAAUCUCUUAUAUGCAUUUGCUUAGUGCCCGUGCAUUUUCGCUUUCAUUUGCUUGCAUAUAGCCCUUUAUUUAUGACCAGAAGCUGGCUGGGCAUGUCACGAUACAAACGGUGUUUUUGACGAUGAUUGAUAGAAAUGGAAUGAAAUAAAUAAAAUAUAUCAGGACCGCUCGAUACACCAAACGGCGCAACUUCUUAGUUGAAGAAAAGGCGGUGCUUACGAUACAAGACGACAGAACAUGUUUCUCUCCUUUCGAAAAUCUAUGUUCCCUAAUUCGGGGACUCCCUUCCCAUAAUUACCCAUCCUUUCCAAUGUUUUCCUUACAACAAUUUAUUGAUCUAAUGGCUAGGCCUUUGGCCUUUCUGAUAUAA
This is a messenger RNA of Aspergillus alliaceus, 1115 nucleotides long. Its product is annotated as xanthine phosphoribosyltransferase. NCBI's taxonomy places the organism in Eukaryota, Fungi, Ascomycota, Eurotiomycetes, Eurotiales, Aspergillaceae. The transcript has 5 exons. The coding region runs from base 119 to 733 and encodes 204 amino acids. Gene Ontology annotation, molecular function: hypoxanthine phosphoribosyltransferase activity. Gene Ontology annotation, cellular component: cytoplasm. Gene Ontology annotation, biological process: hypoxanthine metabolic process; XMP salvage; IMP salvage. The record is from RefSeq and is a predicted model, not a curated record.